Molecule: messenger RNA, 8420 nt
Organism: Rhineura floridana
Lineage: Eukaryota; Metazoa; Chordata; Lepidosauria; Squamata; Rhineuridae
Gene: MEGF6
Product: multiple EGF like domains 6
Exons: 39
Coding region: 835-5757 (1640 amino acids)
Molecular function (GO): protein binding; calcium ion binding
Source: RefSeq, a predicted model, not a curated record
UGCGAACGAAAAGGGAGGGCGUUUGCUUGGCUCUAACUUUUCUUGCGAGGAGGGAGCGAGGGGGUAAGGCGACCCCCCUCGCCUCGGUACGCAGAUCCGCGCCACAACAACGUCCUGAAGAAAGUGAUUUGCUGGCGCCGGUGCCCCUUCCCCUUUGCAAGCUGGGGGGGAUUCCACAUGAGCGGCAAAGGGGGAAGAGCCGGAGUCCCCGUUCGCCAAAAGCGCAGCUCCUGGCUUCCAGGGCCUGGAGAGAGGCGCAUUCGCCCGCUCGCGUUGUGCAGAGGGGGAACUGAUGGGGCUUUCGCCCCAUUGUCUGGGUGACCCGGCGCUGUGGCGUCCUUGGUGCCCUGUUUGGAGGCGAGGUGUGCGCGCGCCUUUCCCUCCUUCCUCUCUCCGGCUGCAUUUGGAUCUCUGGAGAAAACGCUGCCUCGAAAAGCGUGGGGCGAGCCUGGGAGCGUUUUGCGUCUCUUCUGGAUGGAUCUUGCCUUCUCCAGCCUCUCCUGAACGCAACAGCCGGCGAAGCAGCUACCCUUGAAGGCUGCGCUCUAGAAGACUCCGGAGAGGGGGAGCUCUUUGGGGUGCCUUUUGGUGAAUCUCUGGGACCCCCCUCAAAAAAAGAGAGCCCCUUCUCCAUUGAUUUUCGCGGAUGUGUGAGAAGGGAGGCGACAAGCCUCGAUUGUCCCCGCAGCCCAGAAGGAAGCAUCCCGGGGUGACGAAUAUCUCCCUCCCAGCGCGAGGGGGAAACUGGUCCAAAAUUGUUCUUUGUGAAGCAGCGACAGCAGCAAAAAUCCUGGCUGGCUCUGGGAAGGAGCUUCCUUGCUCUGAAGAAGAGGGAUGUGCCAGAACAGUGACUUAGUUGGCCCUCUCUGGAGCCUCGUUAACCCCGGGAAGAGCGAAGGGCCCGCGAUGGCAGCUCUGGAGAUCCGUGCGCUCGCCCUGUGCAUCUUCGCCCUGCAAUUGCCUUCUGUUCUCUCUGGGAGCAAGUUGCUACCCAACAUGCCGAAUGUUUGCGCCGAGCGAGAACUCACGAUGGUCGGCCGCCGACAGCCCCACGUCCGGUCCUUUUCCCGGUUGGUUAAAGUGUGGAACCCAAGCUGUCGAGGGCAUCCGUGGUGCGUGGGCUACGAACGCAGGGCGGCGUAUUACAUGGACAACAGGCAGGUUUAUAGCCUGCAAUACCAGACGGUGUACCGAUGCUGUCCGGGGUGGUCUCAGUUUGGUGAGGAUGCCGGCUGCCUUUAUCCUGUCUGCAAUUAUGGCGUGUGCUUCAAUGGAGGCCAGUGCGUGGAAGGCUCAUCUCAGUUUUGCCGCUGCCCUGAGGGCUUCCAAGGACCUUGCUGCCAGUAUGAUGUGAAUGAAUGUGAAGCUGGGAAUGCCGGCUGUGAGUCUCAAUGCUGUAACACAAUUGGGAGUUUCUACUGUAAGUGUCCUGAAGGGUCAACGCUGAAGGACGAUGGAAAGACGUGUGAAGAUGUCGACGAGUGCCAAGUUCACAACGGGGGCUGCCAGCACAGAUGUGUGAACACUCUGGGGUCCUAUUACUGCGAAUGCAAGCCAGGCUUUCGUUUGCACACGGACGGCAGGACCUGUCUCACUGUAAACACCUGUGCUAUCAACAACGGCGGGUGUGAACACGACUGUGUGCAGCUGACUCUUUCGCAGCAUCGCUGUCAGUGCCGGCAAAAUUACCAGCUGAAGGAAGAUGGGAAGCAUUGUGUGGUGCGAAACGCGUGUGCCGACCGGAAUGGAGGCUGCAUGCACCGAUGCCAGAGCCGCCGUGGGGUGGCGCAUUGCGAAUGCCACCCUGGGUACAGACUCGCAGCUGAUCACAAAGCGUGUGAAGAUAUAAAUGAAUGUGCAGCAGGGCUAGCCAUGUGUGCGCAUGGCUGCUUGAACACCCGAGGCUCCUUCAAAUGCACCUGCAAUCCAGGAUACGAGCUGGGAGCGGACGGCAAGCAGUGUUAUCGUAUAGAAAUGGAAAUUGUGAACAGCUGCGAGACGAACAACGGGGGCUGCUCCCACCUCUGCCAUCACACCAGCUCUGGACCCGCCUGUAGCUGCAACUCAGGAUAUCAGCUGGACGAAGACAAGAAAACUUGCAUCGAUACAGACGAGUGUGGCGCCUACGCUCACUGCUGCCACCAGGACUGUUACAAUUACCCAGGGGGCUACGAGUGUGUUUGCAACGCGGGCUUCAGACUCAAUACUGAUGGCUGCAGCUGCGACGAUGUGGACGAGUGCUCUUCAGAUAAUGGCGGAUGCGAGCACCUGUGCCAGAACCUUGCGGGAUCCUUCCACUGCAGCUGUCAGAUUGGCUACAGACUCGAUGAGGACCGGAGGAGCUGUCUUUUACUUGAUGAACCCAUAGAGGCCCUAGAUGGACGGCACCCCAUCUUCCGCCCACUCCCCCACGUGGCUGUCCUGCGGGAUGAGCUCACCCAGCUGUUUGACGAAGACUACAAUGUCGAGGAAGAGGAGGGGGAGGCCGAAGCGAGAGGAGAGCACGCUCUCUCUGAGAAAUUCAUCUGUUUGGACGAUGCCUUCGGCCACGACUGCAGCCUGACAUGUGACGAUUGCCAGAACGGAGGGCUGUGCAACGAGGAUCGUACGGGCUGUGACUGUCCAGAUGGCUGGAGGGGAAUCCUCUGCAACCAAACCUGUCCCGAAGGCAUGUUCGGCAGGAACUGCAGCUCUACCUGCCUUUGCCAAAACGGAGGCACCUGCAAUCCGGUGACUGGGGCCUGCCGCUGUCCGCCUGGAGUCAGCGGAGAGAUGUGUGAAGACGGUUGCCCCAAAGGAUUUUUUGGGAAGCACUGCAGGAAGAAAUGCAACUGUGCCAACAGGGGGCGCUGCCAUCGGAUUUACGGAGCCUGUCUGUGUGAACCAGGCCUUUAUGGGCGAUAUUGUCAUCUAGCUUGCCCAAAGUGGGCCUAUGGCACAGGCUGCUCCAAAGAAUGCCAGUGUGUCCAGCCGAACAGCCAAGAGUGUGACAAGAAAGAUGGAAGUUGCAUGUGCAAACCUGGCUACUACGGCGAAAGGUGCCAAGCAAAAUGUGAGCCAGGAUACUACGGCAUCAGGUGCCGAAGUAAAUGUGACUGCCCUUCUGGAGCGCCCUGUGAUCACGUCAACGGAGAGUGUCAGAAGCAGUGUCCUGAGGGCUUCCACGGGGAGAACUGCAGCCGGGAAUGUCCUGAAGGCAAAUUUGGAAGGAACUGCCUGCUUAGCUGUUCCUGCAGUGGUUCUCCUUGCAGCCGCUUUACCGGUCAAUGCCACUGCGUGGCUGGGAAGAGUGGCGUGGAUUGCAGCCAAGCUUGCCCUGAAGGUCACUGGGGACGAGGCUGCCAGGAGGUCUGCCCAGAGUGCAAGAAUAGCGCCCGCUGUGAUCCAGCCACUGGAGCUUGCUUGUGCGUUCCUGGAUACACAGGCAGCCGCUGUCAAGAUGUGUGUCCUCCUGGCUGGUUUGGGCAAGAUUGCCAAAUGCGCUGCAACUGUGGGAACGAAGGAUACUGCCACCCUGAGACAGGGAAGUGUAGCUGCAUGCCAGGAUGGACCGGCCUCAAUUGCCAAAGAGCCUGCGAUGCUGGCCGCUGGGGUCCCGACUGUGCCAACACUUGCAACUGUAGCAACGGCGAUGGGACCUGCAGCGCUAUGGCAGGACAGUGUCUCUGCGAAGCCGGCUACACUGGGACCCGAUGUGAUCAGAAGUGCCCUGAAGGGUGGUUUGGUCUCAGCUGCUGCCACAGGUGCCAGUGUGACAAUGGGGCUGCCUGUGAUCACGUCAGCGGGGCCUGCACUUGCACCCCUGGGUGGAGAGGGACUUUUUGCGAACGCUCCUGUCCUGAUGGUUUUUAUGGGACGGAGUGCCGGGGGAUUUGCAGGUGCCUAAACGGAGCCCACUGUGACCGCGUGACCGGACGCUGCAUCUGUUCCGCCGGCUGGAUCGGUCCAAACUGCAAUCAAAGUUGUCAGGCUCACCACUAUGGGGAGAACUGCAGCCGGGAAUGUGCCUGCUCCAGUGGGGCCACCUGCGACCACAUCAGUGGGGAGUGCCUCUGUGCACCUGGAUGGACAGGAGAGACCUGCAAGCAAGCGUGUCCAGACGGCUCGUAUGGAGCAAAAUGCCAGCAGCAGUGUCUCUGUCAAAAUGGCGGCACAUGUGAUCCCGCCACCGGGCGCUGCACGUGUCUCGAAGGCUGGAUGGGGUUGGCCUGUGAACUAGAGUGUGCCCAAGGGAAACAUGGAGUCAAUUGCCAGGAGAGCUGUGAUUGUCUGAACGGGGGCUUGUGUGACCGGCAGGCUGGGCGUUGCCUUUGCCGCAGUGGCUGGACUGGAGAGAAAUGCCAAAGCCCUUGCCCCGGGGGUACGUAUGGGGAAGGGUGCGAGAAGCACUGCGACUGUGAGCACGGCGUCUCGUGCCACCACGUCACGGGUGCCUGUGACUGCCCACCGGGGUGGCGAGGACAUCACUGCGAGAAAGCCUGCUUGCCUGGUUCAUUUGGGAAAGACUGUGCCACCGUCUGUGACUGCCCUCCGGGAGAGCCUUGCAACCACAUCACUGGCAAGUGCAGCUGCCCUCCUGGAGUUACGGGUCACGGAUGCGAGCAACCCUGUCUGCCCGGGACGUUUGGGCUCAGCUGCGCUCGGAUUUGCCAGUGCUCUGGAGUGAACCACGACUGCCACCCAGUGACGGGAAAGUGCAUCUGCGCCCCAGGCUACCACGGCAGCAAUUGUCAGCAGAGAUGUCCUUCUGGGCGUUAUGGCCGCAAUUGUGAGAGGGAUUGUCAGUGCAAGAAUGGAGGGCAGUGUGUGACCACCACAGGGACGUGCCAGUGUCCAGCUGGCUACAUCGGUGCUGACUGCAGUACUGCAUGCCCAGCUGGUCGCUAUGGUGCUGACUGUGUGCUAGUGUGCUCCUGUGGCGAUCGUGCCACCUGCCACCAUGUGACAGGCCUCUGUCUUUGCCCACCAGGAAAAACUGGCCCCAGCUGCGAACAUGGUUGCCCAAGGAACCGCUAUGGGGCCGGCUGUAAGCAGACAUGUGCUUGCCAGAACGGGGGGAUAUGCCUUGCGACCAACGGCUCCUGCCUGUGUGGCCUCGGGUGGACGGGGAGAUUUUGUGAGCUGGGAUGUCUGCCAGGGAGAUACGGCGCCCGCUGUCAGCUGAAUUGCGCCUGCAAGAAUAAUGGGACCUGCAAUCCAGCGACAGGAGCCUGUGGCUGUCAGAAAGGGCACUAUGGGGACUUGUGCCAACACACCUGCCCAGCAGGUUUCUACGGAGUCGGCUGUCGGGAGCCGUGCGAAUGUCAGAACGGAGCGACGUGCAACCCAGUGACGGGCAAAUGCGUGUGCCCCCCUGGUUUCCACGGCAACCAGUGCCAGAAAGCCUGCGAUCCAGGGAAGUACGGAGAGGAAUGUCAGCAUCAGUGCAACUGUGAUGGGGAUGCUCCAUGCACACCACAGAGCGGCCUCUGCCUCUGCCCUCCGGGGAAAACUGGUACCAAAUGUGACACGGACUGCCCAUUGAAGAAAUUCGGUCCCGACUGCCAUCUGACCUGCGAGUGUUCCCGGGCCAAUGCUUACUGCAACACCCAGAACGGCCGCUGCGUUUGCCUCCAUGGAUAUAUGGGGGCAAUGUGUCGGGAAGGCGAUCUACCUCAGCUCUUGACCCACGCAAGACAACUGCAGGAGCAAGUCGUACAUCCUCAGACAUCUCACCAGGGUUCCACCAGGCUGGCUGCCCCCUCUGCGAAGCACUAGUUCCUGGACUCCUCCUCUCCAACGCAGACUUGGAUGCAGCCCGCAAGGAUUAGCUACCACCCCACCUAUGGAACUGCCCCCCACCCAGCAGUUGCGUCUUUGCCCCAGCUCAUAGAUCUGAAUCCUCGGGCAGGCUACCGAUUCAAGGUUUUGCUGUGAAGAGUUGUCCUGCACAGACUGAGCGUAAGCAACUCAAAACAAGCACACACUGACCUCAAACGGACGUGGCAGGGAGGAGACCCCAGGCUCAUCCGCUCACAGAAACCAGCGGCGAUGCGUUAAGCACUGCCAGUUUGCCACCAGGCUUCGGGAUUGAAAGGAGCACAGCUUGUCAUUAUGAGUUAGCCACGUUUGGCUGGAAUUAUUAAUAGCAGAAUUCUGAAUUUAUGCAAAGGCAUUUACGGGCCGCUGUAUCGAAGUUGCAUCCUCAUGCUCACAGGGUUUGUACCGGACUGGAAGGCAUAGGUGAGAAAGUGCGUGUGUAUGUUUGAAGCACAAUACACAUCCUUGUCUCCCCGCAACCCCUGUUAGUUGGCAGAGAGUUGAAGGGGGCACACUGCGUGCUUUGGAAAAAAAGGGAUAGCCCUUUUUCGUGCACAGAAGCCCAGGGCUAAGACUUCGCACACAACUGGACCCAAAAUAGGCUGUUUUGCCGCUUUCCCACAAUCUGGACUAGGGCAUUUGUAGAAGAAACUGAUCCUGGCGGUUUGCAUACAGGUAACAAGCAAAAAAUGCAUUUGUUAAGCUCCUGCUCUUUGCCAACCCGAAUCUGCAGACAUGCUGCAGCCAGUCUGAGAUUAAUUUAUUUAAAAAGUCAGUUGGGCUGCUUUUGGAAAGGAACCACAAAGCUCACGGUUGAAUGCCUAAACGCAUCAGAUGUAGGGAAAGUUAUUCACCUGCCUGGCUUUGCAUAAGUUAAAUUGAGCCAAGGUUGCUGGUCCGUGGUGAUGAGCGGUCCAGCCAGCCUUCUGAUCUGGUGCCAUCCAACUGUUUUGGACUAUAACAACUCCUAUCAGCCAGCUUGCCCCUUACCCUUAUCAGACUGCAAGAGGCAGGGCUUGUGAAAAGCCUAUCAGACAACCUGAUGUUAUAGGGGAACAUCUAAUUCUUUCUGUAAUAUCCACUCUCCCAGCAUGGUUAUUGGAGAUGACCGUGCAAGCUGUGCCAAGCGACAUCUAAAAGCUGUCUUAUGCAUGAGUUGAAAAAGCAAAACAGGGCUCAGUACCUUUCUUCCUUGUGUGUGUGUGUGUGUGUGUAUCUUUUCUCCUGAUGUUCUCACAAACGGGCAUGAGGGAAAGAAACUUGAUUUCUCAAACAGAAACCCAGAACUCUCCUGCUUCUGAAACAUGCUGCUUGGUGAAUCUUAGGUGUCCCAUGAACUAUCUGUUGUCCCUCCUCACAUGUUACAUCGCACUGGCAAGGCAAAUGGAGUUUGUGUGUAUUUUCUGCUCAAAAGUAAUUUGUGAGCCAAGAUGGGAUAAAAGGAAAAAGGGGUUUUACUAACCUUCAUGUCAUCAGGAUACUGGAGCACUCUUGCUUUUCAAAGUAGCGAUGGUGCUGAAAUUGGUUAAUUAAUUGGAGAGCAACAGGCGACAAAUUCAGAUGGUCCACACCUUCACCAAAGUUUAGACCCCCCCCCAUGGAAAGCGGAUCACUCCCCCCUCCUUCUAGACAACACUACCUUUUCCCUAAGAGGAGUUCUUGUGAAAGGCAAUGGGAAGCCUCAACUCACGUUCAGCAUCCAUUGCCAGCAGACACACUGGAAAAACCCCCACAGAGCUUCUGCCUUGAAAUCAUUUGGAACUAGGCGAGAUGGGAAACACUGACUUCCCCAGCGCCCUUUUCCAAGGGUACAUUUUGGAAAAGAAAAACCUGGGGGAAAAUAUUGUUUCUAAGCCUAAGAACUAGAACCUGGUUUUAGAAAUUGAAACAGACAAUCUGGACCGGCUAAAAUGCCCCAGAAAAAUAGAGUUAAAGUUACUGAACAUGACUAACAUUGGCUGAUUAAUUUCAGUGGGUUUAUCUUCAGUAGGACUUGGAGACCAUCUGUACAACUGUUGAGGCUCUUCCUCCAGCUAAAAUUUAAUUCUAGAAAUCACACUAGGGCAUAGUUUGGAGCUUUAAGUUCAAUGAAAGUUGCACCCAAGUUGUUACUGGUAGAUUAAAGCCCAUUUUCCACAAACCUAUAGCCUAUUUUCAAAAGCAGAACCUGUUGCUAUCAGCUCUCUACACCGGCUAUGGAGGUUGGAUCCAAUUCAGUUUUACUCCAGGUAGACCCAGUGAAAUUAAUGGGCCUAACUUAGCCAUGUCUAUUAAAUUAAAUGAGCCUACUUUGAGUUGGACUGAUGCUGCGUGCAACCUGUGACCUCUUACUCCUGCCCCUAGUAUACUGAUCAAUGACUUUUUCACAGCUGUCAUAGUGCAGAAUGUCUUGCCUUAGUCAUAAGACCAACAGAAAAGUAUAAUGUUAUUGGUUUGUAUAUAAAAAAAGAUAUUUAUAUAUACUUUAUGCUACCCUGUACUUCAUGGAGUUGAUAGAUAUUUGCCGCACAGUUAAUGGCAGUUUUACGUCCAAAACAAGAAACAUUAAAAACUGAAUUGGGCUUUUAAAAUAAUAAAAGUUGCUCAGUUGCACUCCCAAACGUCCACUCUGCCUCCCAUUA